Messenger RNA from Botrytis sinoallii, 2976 nucleotides. RefSeq lists its product as uncharacterized. The coding region runs from base 1 to 2976 and encodes 991 amino acids. The record is from RefSeq and is a predicted model, not a curated record. Lineage: Eukaryota; Fungi; Ascomycota; Leotiomycetes; Helotiales; Sclerotiniaceae. The transcript is spliced from 4 exons.
AUGGAUUUUUGGCAACGCUUGAUAGCGGGCACAUCGCUCGCGCCAGCUGGCAGCAAGGUAACUUUGAAUAAUCCGGAAAAACGACUGGCGAGGUUCAAGAGGGAAUAUAAUCGUCUUUUGCAAUUAUGGCGCAAUGCGACGGAUCUCUCUCGAGAUUAUGACGCUGCGGAACAAAUACGCAUCUGUCUGUCUGAAAUUACUCGAGUGCUCGGCGAUGAGUCUCGUCGUCCUUUACCACAUCCUUGCAUCGCUUUUGCGGCGGAGAAACAAAUCUACAUCUCGAUUGGGAAGAUAGCUACGACGUCGUAUAAUGAGGGGAUUAUUCGGGAGGCGGUCUCUCUCUUUGCUGCAUUGCUUGAUAGCGAGGAGGAGAAUUUUGUCGAGAAUGAUGUUUUCGCCAAAAGUCUUAUGAAUCUGCUGGUUCGGAUUACCGGGUCGAAUAAUAUUAAUCUGGGCUCGGAAUUGGCGGUCGAGGUGGUGGAGCUGUCAUUCAAUAUUACGACCAAGAUUAGACUUGACCCGGAAAUCUUGCCGGUUUGGUUUACUUCGCAACGAAGGGAUGAGGAUGCUGCAAAGGGAUAUACUGCGGAUCCACAUGAGAAGUUUGCGGGAAAGACACACAAGGAGGAUUUUCAGCUGUUCUAUCUGUUGAUUGAUUACAUACAUGAAGAAGGGAGAUGUGGAGAUUUUGCGAGGACAGGUCUUCUCUAUAUUAUUGAAGCAGCUUCGAAUGAUGUGGCGCUGGAGCAAUGGAUAGUUGAGAGUGAUUUGGCUACUCUCAUGGCUACAGGACUUGGUGCACUAUACAGUCAGCUCAGUCGAAAACUUGUUAUUGAUCAUCCCCCGGAUGCAUUACCUCCUGUUCUGGCGCUUUCGGAUUAUCGACACCCUCUUACUACACAUGAGAUUGUGAGCUCAGUCGAUGAGGAUUAUCAAUCGCAAAUGGAAACUUUCCUUUCACAUUUGGUCUUCUGGCAGGAUGUGCUGAAUCAUUGCAAAUCCAUGGAGGUUAAACAGACACUCUUGGAGCACUUUCAGGUCAUCUUUCUACAACAACUACUAUAUCCAUCUUUACUCGAAUCUUCAGAUGUUGAUGGAGGUUCAUCGGUUGCAGUAUUGACAUAUUUACGACGAAUUCUAGAAUCUUUAGAUCAUCCUGACAUGAUUCAUCUUAUCCUUCAUUACCUUCUCGCUUUACCUGAUACUACACCAGCUCCUUCAGGCUCGAAAGCUUCUGUGAGCGCAGCGAGGAAACGAAAGUCUUUGGAUCUUGCAACUCUAGUUGCUUUGCAAGUAGAAGGAGGUGCCCCUGCAUUAUACAAUCUGGUGGAUCUUAUUCUAGGCAGUUUACGAUCAGAAAGUUCACAGACUGUAACCGUUACGUUGCAGCUUUUAUCCGUUAUUUUGAAACGACAUCAUCGAUACGCUGUGACCACACUACUUCGAACAGGUCAUGUAUUGGGUGACGGACCGCAACGUUCUAUUGCAGCUCAUGAAAGAGAAAUUGAGUGUUUACUCUCAAUGGCCGAAGAUCUUGGCGGUGAAGAUAAUUUUGAUGAUGUUUAUGAAAAUCACAUCAAAGAUAGUAUGAAUAUCUUGGAAAGUCACUCUUGUUCCAUUGCACUUGUUGCGCCUAAAUCAGCUAGUGGAACUUCCAAGUUUCCCGGUUCUCAGGCGACCAUUCCUGGUGCGCCGAGAGAUAUUCGUCCCCAUACUUUGAGACCUGAAGAUCCGGUUCUCAUGACUUUACUCGAUAUCUUGUCGACAUUUUUCAUAAAUUCCGUCGAGACAAAUCUUUCUUUGACGGCCGCAAUUAUAGAUUUGGCAACAUGUGGCUAUAUGAGUGUUGAUGGGUGGCUUUUGCCUGACCCUUCGAAAUAUGUAUAUGAAGAAUCUGAAGAAGGUAGAACUGAUGAAAUUGUGGACGAUCUUCUUCUCACUAAUAUAGGAGAUCCGGACGAAAUUUUGGAGAAAGCACAAAUUCGUGCUUUAAAACUAACACAACGUCGUCUCAAAUGGUCAGAAACACCAAAACCAGAAUUACUUACCAGACUUGAUAUGUUGGUCGAUCAAGUUAAUAGUUAUCGAGCCGAAAUCCCUCGUUUUGAAGAUAUACUUCAACAACGUCGUGAUGCGUUUCAACAAGCAGCAUCCAUGACCACUCCGGUUCGUCAUCGACCUAGAAGUUACCGUGAAUCAUCCGCCCAUACAGAAUCACCCCCUCGUCAAUCUGCUCUUGAUAAAGUAGCUCAACGCAUCUUCUCUGGUGACUUUAAUACUCCUUCUAGAUCAGGAUCUCCACAAACUCGCGGUCGUCCAGCAAAUCCAAAUCGUGAACAGAGAAGUACGAGUGGGAGUCAUGGGUUCUCUACUCCUACAAAUCGGACGCUGAAUCCACCACCUCAGUUCUUAUCGAGUGCGGAAUCACCUAGUAGAGGGAGUUCGCAAUCGAGAAGUCAGGAGGGAGAGAGGAGGGAGAGAGUUAUUGUGCCUAGUCAGGCAGCGGCAUUUGCGGCUAUUGAUCAGGGGAUUUUGAAUCGGAGGGUGGGGAUUCCGGAGAGGGUUAGGAGAGAUGAGGUUGUGGCGAUACCGUUUCCGGAUCUUAAGGUUGCUAAAAAGAGGACGGGGGAGAGUGGGGAUAGGGGUGAGAGGGAAGUGGAAGUGGAGGUGGAGGUGGAGGUGGAGGUGGAAGCGGAAGCUUCGGAAACGAGGGAUGGAGCGGGGGAAAGUAAAACUUUGGUGGAGAAUUUUGAGAUGGAUGGUAGUGGGGUGGAGGGGAGUGGUGGUUCAAAGGGGAAGGAGGAGGAGGGAGAGACAGAGGUAGUGAUGGAUGAUGCAGAGGGAGAGACAGAAGAUAAAAAGGUAAGCGUAAGUCAUAUUCUAACGAAUGUUAUCGUGUUACAGGAGUUUUUGUUGGAGUUGGCGGCGUUGGUGCAGGUUAGAGCGGGACUUUUUGGGGAGGUUAAGUUUGUUUAG